Molecule: messenger RNA, 1684 nt
Organism: Cannabis sativa
Lineage: Eukaryota; Viridiplantae; Streptophyta; Magnoliopsida; Rosales; Cannabaceae
Exons: 6
Coding region: 231-1430 (399 amino acids)
Cellular component (GO): Golgi apparatus
Source: RefSeq, a predicted model, not a curated record
AAAUUAUUUUAGUGGUGAUGCUACCCUCUUUACUCAAAACCGUAUUAUUACUCAAACCUGAAAUCAUCGAAUCCAAAUGAUGUGUGUUUUCAAAUCAUUAAGCAUAAGCUACAGACCAACAACCCCAUGUGGAAGAUGAUGAUGAUGGCCUAUUAUACUCUCUCAGUCCCAAGAUCUGAAUUCUGACACUUCCUACUCUUCCUCUUCUUCUCUCGGCAACACAAACUUCAAUGGCGUUUCAUAGAGCUCCAAAGGCCAAACAAAAGCCCAGAUCCUCAAUUAUCUACUUAGUAAUCGCCGUAGCUGCCAUUAGCCUCCUCUUCCUCGUUUCCUCUCUACUCUCCACAAAUGGGUCUUUAUUUUCUUAUAAUGCCUCUGAAUACAUUGCCAAGUUAAAGAGACCCAAGUACCGCCCUACAGGGAAUGAGAAAUACUUGUAUUGGGGUAACAAAAUUGACUGCCCUGGAAAGCAUUGUGAUUCCUGUGAGGGCCUCGGUCACCAGGAGUCCAGCCUCAGGUGUGCUCUUGAGGAGGCUAUGUUUCUGCAGAGAACUUUCGUAAUGCCUUCUCGAAUGUGUAUCAAUCCAAUACAUAAUAAGAAGGGAAUACUUCAUCAACAGGCCAGUAAUGAAAGUUCAGACGAAAGGUGGGCAGCAAACUCGUGUGCCAUGGACUCUUUGUAUGAUAUGGAUUUCAUAAGUGAAACUGUACCAGUAAUUUUAGACAAUUCAAAGUUGUGGCAUCAGGUGCUAUCAACAAGUAUGAAGUUGGGAUCCAGAGGGAUUGCCCACGUUGAAGGUGUUAAUCGAGUUGAACUCAAAGAGAACGAUCGUUACUCGAAUCUUUUACUAAUAAACAGAACUGCUAGCCGUCUUUCAUGGUUUAUGGAGUGCAAGGACCGAAAUAACCGCAGUGCAAUAAUGUUGCCAUACUCGUUUCUUCCUUCAAUGGCAGCAGCGAAUUUAAGGAUUGCAGCAGAAAAGAUUAAAGCACGCCUUGGUGAUUAUGCUGCCAUCCAUGUUCGCCGAGGGGAUAAAAUAAAGACCAGGAAAGAUAGGUUUGGAGUCGAAAGAAGCUUGCAUCCUCAUCUAGACAGGGAUACAAGAGCAGAGUUUAUUCUCCAUAGAAUUGCAAAAUGGGUACCACCAGGUCAAACUCUCUUUAUUGCCUCAAAUGAGAGGACACCAGGAUUCUUUUCACCUCUUGCUGCGAGGUACAAAUUGGCGUAUUCAUCAAACUAUAGCAAUAUUAUCGAUCCCUUGAUUGAGAACAAUUACCAGUUAUUCAUGAUAGAGAGGCUGAUCCUGUAUGGAGCCAAAACAAUUAUUAAAACAUUCAAAGAAGACAACACAGAUCUCAGCCUCACCGAUGAUCCGAAGAAGAACACCAAAUUAUGGCAAAUACCAGUAUAUACCAUGGAUGAAGAGUGAAGGCAAAGCUAAGAGAAUAUUUGGGAAAUGAGGCUGAAUACUGCUGUGAAUUUUGUAAAUUAUGGUAUGAAUGAAAUUACUAUACGGAGUUUAAAUUUUAUACUAAUUCUUACAUUUUUUGUCCUAAUAGCCUAGAUGGUUUAUUGGCAUAUUGCUGAUGUUACAUGUAUGUUUUUCAUCACUGAGUUGUGUUUGUUUUAACUUAAGAUGUCUUAUUUUUAUUAAUUUGAUCAUUAAAAAUUUCCUUAUCAAAA